Ruditapes philippinarum (Manila clam) is the source of this 2066-nucleotide messenger RNA. RefSeq lists its product as uncharacterized. The transcript is spliced from 5 exons. Lineage: Eukaryota; Metazoa; Mollusca; Bivalvia; Venerida; Veneridae. Bases 180 to 1346 code for a protein of 388 amino acids. The record is from RefSeq and is a predicted model, not a curated record.
AUAUGAAAUUCAUAUUUAAACAUUUGGAAUGAAGACAUUUUAAAGAUGAACCUUGUGCACCUACUUGUUUCAUAACACUGUGAAUGGAUUAAAGAAGACACGUUUCCGUUUGGCUCGGAGCUAACAGAACACGCCUAUGUACGAAAUGCUUUAAGUGGGAAAGACAAACUUUGCAAGCAAUGGCUUCAUAUAGCCCUAAACUGUUAGAAAAGAAAUACAAUAACUGGGUUAAAGCUCAGUUAGCUGUGUUGUUUACUAAAGAAGGAGUUGAACCUUUUGUUUGUAAUGAAAUCCAACACUUUCAAUUAAAAUGUUUACAUGAUAUAUGUUACCUAAAUGGCUUACCAAGUGGGACUUGUUGUUCAGGUUGUUAUACGGAAAAUCUUGUAAAGUGUCCUACAGCUAGAUUAUGUAAUGUUGGGCGUGGGAAAUCGUGCAGUUAUCAUCGAAAUGUCACAACACAGUACAAUUCUUCUGGCUGUCCUAACAAGAUAUGUCAUAAUUUCAAAACUGAAAUACAGAAUGCACAUAGAUACAACGGUCCGUCGUACAAAAACACAGAUGCUACCAAGUGGUGCAGUAAUUCCUGGGAAGUUGCGAAAUGCUUCAUGCCCCCAGAUGGGUAUAAAGACAAGGCAUCUGCAACAGAAACAGACUUCAAUGGGAUAAUCAGCGUUAUCCUUAAUCACAAAGACUUCCAGGGAAAAGUACAGGAAAACCUCAAUAAUAAGAUAAACAUAUUUGAAGAGGCAAGAGAAAUUGGAAGACAUGUUCGCCAUUCAUCAAAACUUGAAGUGGAAGAUCCAGAUCUUCAGAAAUAUUUCAAAAUAUUACAGCAUCUACUUUCUGACCCCGUGUAUUUAGCUACUGACACGCAUGCGCAGAAUGCAAAACAGAAACUUAUACAGUUGGAAAAUGACACUCUUGUCAUUGGUAAAGAUGAUGUCAGGAAAGUACUAGAUGAUGUGGCAACAGCACUUCAAGACAAGAUGAAGUCUGGGUUAGAUGAUCAAUAUGACAAAAUUAAACAAGAAAUGAUUAGAAGAAAACAAGAAGAUCUUCUAUCUCUUGAGUCUCAAACUGAUGCUGCUUUGAAAAGAGUAAAUGACGAAGGGGACAAAGAAGUUGAUAUGAUUCAAAAAGAAGGAGAUAAAGAACGAAAAGAUCUGGCAGAAUUAGGAGAGACGUUACAAAAUGAACUGAAAACAGCAACUAAAGCCGAGAAAGAAGAACAAUAUAUUGAUUCUAAACAAAUCAGUGAAGUGUCGUUGCUAAGGCCGUCACAAAGCACUAGCAGCUUUACGGUGCCACAGACAUUGGUUGCCACGGUCAAUUUUGAAUUUUGAUAAAAUGCCUAAAUGAUAAGGUAGCCUUCGUUCAGUCCAAUUUUGAUAUUUAAUAAAUGUUAUAUAAAAUUUGUGUACUCGAUCUUUUAUUCGUCAACGGCCCACUCUUAGAGCAAAUUUUUAUUGGCGAUUUGCCUUUAUUUCCAAAAUAAAAAUAUAUAAAAGUUUACAAAAAAAUACAUUUAAACAAAGAACGUGAGACUCAGCAAAUGAUAUAGAACAGAACAAACUAACAUGUGUGCCGUUUAAUUGAUGGGCUGCUUUAUUUUGUUUGGACCUGUUCCCUUCUAUAUCAUUCUUCACUUAUAACCUGAGAUUAGCUCAUAUAACUGUAUGUUUCAUUACGGGGUCUGAUUGUGUCCAUAUUGUAUGGCUCAUAUGGGGUUGUUUUGAGGGAACUAGUAUUUAUCCUUAUUGGCCUUAAUUUGUCCAACAUUGUGUUGGCUCAUAUUGGACAGGUAAAUAUAAAACAAGGCACAUCUAAUUGGGCUUCAUAAUGUCCAAUCUCAGGUUAUUUGCUAGCAUCAUCUCACAAAAAGUAAUAUAUGUACAAAAAGAGAAAUCAUUACAAAUGAUACUUAAAUUGAUUGACUUUUUUAUUUAAAUAGAGUAUUAUUACUUUGUUUUCAGAGAAAUAGAACCUACAUGGUUUGACUCAUAUUCAAGUUAUAUAAGUUAUAUUAAUUUAAAGUUGAUUAACAAAGUCCCGAAUCUGAGUCA